This is a messenger RNA of Neurospora tetraspora, 1863 nucleotides long. RefSeq names its product cytochrome P450. The coding region runs from base 100 to 1677 and encodes 525 amino acids. The record is from RefSeq and is a predicted model, not a curated record. Gene Ontology annotation, molecular function: monooxygenase activity; oxidoreductase activity, acting on paired donors, with incorporation or reduction of molecular oxygen; iron ion binding. Lineage: Eukaryota; Fungi; Ascomycota; Sordariomycetes; Sordariales; Sordariaceae. The transcript is spliced from 3 exons.
CCAUCACGGCCUCAUCAUAUCAACCCCUCAAACCCCCAAGUCGCAUUAUUCCUUUUUGAGUUUUAGACUUGAGUGCAUAUAUCAAGGGUUUAAACCACCAUGUUCCAAGCACUCAUUUCCCUUGACUCCAACCAAACAUGGGCCGUCCUCUUGGGCUUCGUCGUGGUCCUGUUCAUGGGCCGAAAAGCCUGGGUUGACUACAAAAUUCGCAAGACCGGAGGUGUCAGGUCUUCCGUGCUGGCUACAAAUCCCAUCACAGGUUUCCGGUUCUUCGUGAGGGCUGGCUUCAUGCAAGCACGCGAUAAGCUCGACAAGUUCUACGAUGAGUUCUACUACUGGGCUACCCCCGAGUGUCCCAACUGCGUCGAGAUCGCCUUCUUCGGUGGCGUCCGCUUCUUGAUGACUCAGGAGCCCGAACAUGUCAAGACAGUACUCACCUCCAAGUUUACAGACUACGGCAAAGGACCGGAAUUUCACGAGACAUGGAGCCCUUUCCUCGGGGACAGCAUCUUCACAACCGAUGGUCAACUGUGGUCGGACAGCAGGGCUCUGAUCAGGCCCAUGUUUAUCAAGGACCGAGUCCGUGACCCCGAGAUCUUCGACAAAUGGACCAAGACCCUCAUCGACAAGCUCCCAGCCUCUGGUCAAACCGUCAACAUCAUGGACCUCUUCUACCGGAUGACACUAGACGUCACCACCGACUUCCUCCUCGGCAGCAGCGUCGACAGCCUCAACAACCCCAAGCACGAAUUCGUCGACGCCUUCCAAGAAGUCCAGCGCAUCCAAAUGAUGCUCACCAUCCUCGCCCCCUUCCGCCACCUGAUCCCCAAGUACCGCUACAACCGGGGCAUCUGCAUCCUCGAGCGAUUCGUCGAGCCCUUCAUCCAACGCACCCUCGCCCUCCCCCUCUCCGAGCUCGAGGACCUCUCCAAGUCCUCCUCCGACUUCACCUUCCUGCACUCCCUCGCCCGCCGCACCCGCGACGCCAAGGUCAUCCGCGAUCAGCUCAUGGCCAUCCUCCUCGCCGGCCGUGACACCACCGCCGCCACCCUGUCUUGGACCAUCUACGAGCUGGCGCACUACCCGCGCGUCUACCACAAGCUUCGCAAUGAGAUCCUCGCCGUCGUUGGACCCUCCCGCGCUCCCACGUACGAGGACCUUAAGAGCAUGACGUACCUGACCCAUACCCUUAACGAGACGCUGCGACUGUAUCCUGCCGUCCCAUACAACCUUCGCGCUGCAUUGAAGGAUACUAGUCUGCCCGGGAUCAAGGGACAACCGGAUAUCACGGUGUUGGAAGGCGACAUCGUUGUGUACUCGGCGUUGAGCAUGCAGCGGCGACCGGAUUUGUAUCCUGCGGUUGGUGAGAUCGUUGGAAAAGGGGCAAAGGGACAGCCGUUUGAGGAUCCCAGUGUCUUCAGUCCUGAUAGAUGGGACUACUGGACGCCUAAAGCUUGGAAUUACGUGCCGUUUAAUGGGGGACCGAGGAUCUGUGUGGGACAGAACUUUGCUAUGACCGAGAUGGCGUUUGCUUUGGUCCGUCUUCUACAGAAAUACGACCGGCUCGAGUACAGGGGCGAUUGGCACGCGCAGUACCACAAGGCUGAGAUUGUCGGCGCGCCGGGUCAUGGAGUUCCUGUUGCGUUUUUUGAAGCUCAGGAGGGCGAUGUUGCGUGAUUUGUGUUAGUCGAUGUGUAUUCAUUGGACUGUAGGGCCCUUUUUGUACAAGGGGCUUCGACGAAGUCUUCGUAUUGUCCCUUCCUCAACGUGUUUCCGUUCACUAGUCGUUCUAGAAGCCGGAAGUGCCUGGGUCAUAUUCUGAUGAAGAUGUAAUCACACUGCAUCGUUAGGGUGAGAUCGACA